Argentina anserina (silverweed cinquefoil) is the source of this 4132-nucleotide messenger RNA. Its product is annotated as protein STICHEL-like. Gene Ontology annotation, molecular function: ATP hydrolysis activity; DNA clamp loader activity; DNA-directed DNA polymerase activity. The transcript has 6 exons. NCBI's taxonomy places the organism in Eukaryota, Viridiplantae, Streptophyta, Magnoliopsida, Rosales, Rosaceae. Gene Ontology annotation, biological process: DNA repair; DNA-templated DNA replication. The coding region runs from base 185 to 3901 and encodes 1238 amino acids. The record is from RefSeq and is a predicted model, not a curated record. Gene Ontology annotation, cellular component: DNA replication factor C complex; nucleus; DNA polymerase III complex.
UGCUCUGAAUCAGCAGACCCAGAUCUGCGAAGUGGCUGCCUUUGCUUUCCGGGUUCUCUCUGUUCUUCUCUAAAGAUGCUGUCUUUACCAAGUUCCGAUUAAAGGGCGCACCUUUGUUGAGAAAAGGGAUGUCAUUUUGUAUUGGGGAAAUGAGAUGAUGGGUUGUAUAUAAGAGAAAGGGGCAAUGUCAGUAGCAGCAAUGGGGGUGUCUGAUCCGAGCCAACUCCACUUGAAGAAGGAGCUCACUCAGAUUCGAAAGGCCGCCCGCCUUCUCCGCGAUCCGGGGACCACUUCCUCCUGGCGCUCUCCUUUGGCUUCCUCUAGAUCCGCGGCGCUUCCUUCGGGUCGCUCCACUUCUCAAAACACAACCAACAAUGGCGACAACAACAACAACAACAACAACAAGAAGGUGUUCUUGUACAACUGGAAAGGCUCUUCCAAGUCGUCUAGGAAUGGUGAGUUCGAGGAAGAUGAGGAUGAGGAUGAGGAGGAGGACUAUGGUGUGGAAGAUGAGGAUGAAGCCUCUUCACUUGCGGCCUUGAGUGUGGGUGACAGCUUGAGCCACGGAGGAGACUCAAGGAGUGAUACUUGUGGAGGUCAGAGCCGGUCGUUGAUGCUGCUACGGCGGAGGUACCCGAAUCUCCUGCCGCCGAUCAAAGAUGGUGGGAAGAAAGCAAGUAAGAAAAUCGAGACACAUUCUCAUGUUUUGUCGAAAUAUCAGCAGAAGGAGUUGAUUCUUGGCAGGAACAUGAGAAAGGGCGGCCGCGACAAUGAGCAGUCUGAUGACACUGAGGAUUACUCUAAUUCUGAGGAUCUGAGGCAAAUGAGAGGGGCUUCACCAUUGCUGUUGAAGCUUAGGCACAAGCAUUGGCCUCCUGCUUCGGCUAAUGUUAGGAGGAAUGAUGGUAGAGUUGAGGACUCUUCUUAUUGCUAUAGUACUCCUGCAUUGUCGACUAGUUCUUAUAACAGGUAUGGUGUUCGGAAUCCGAGUACUGUUGGAUCUUGGGAUGGGACUGCAACUUCAAUGAAUGAUGGGGAUGAUGAGGUUGAGGAUCAUUUGGAUAUUCCCGGUAGCAAGGGAUGUGGGAUUCCUUGUUAUUGGUCCAAAAAGACACCUAAGCACAGAGGAAUGCAUGGAAGCUGUUGCUCCCCUUCGCUUUCGGAUACUAUAAGGAGAAAAGGAAGUGUUCUUUUGUGUGGGAGUCAGAAUGUUUAUCCUAGAAGACGGGGGUCCUCGUCAGGUUCUAAUAAGCGGAUGAUUGCAUCUAGAAGUGCCCAAGGUGUUCUGCCAUUGCUAAACAAUAGUGGUGAUGGUAGGGGAGGGUCAUCUAUAGGAACUGGGAGGAGUGAUGAUGAACUUUCCACGAACUUUGGGGAGCUUGAUUUAGAAGCUUUGAGUAGAUUAGAUGGGCGGAGAUGGUCAUCAAGCUGCCGAAGUCAAGAAGGCUUGGAAAUUGUAACUUUCAGUGGAGUUGGGGAAGAGGGAAGCACUCCAGAGAGUGUUAGAAGUUUUAGCCAGAAGUACAAGCCGAUGUUUUUCCGUGAAUUGAUUGGCCAGAAUAUUGUGGUGCAAUCACUUAUAAAUGCUAUUGGUAGGUGUAGGAUUGCUCCUGUUUAUCUUUUCCAGGGACCCCGUGGAACUGGAAAAACGUCAGCAGCUAGAAUUUUUGCUGCUUCUUUGAAUUGCCUAGCUCCAGAUGAAACUAAACCCUGUGGCUACUGCAGGGAGUGCACUAAAUUUAUGUCUGGUAAGAAUAAAGAUCUAUUGGAAGUUGAUGGUACCAAUAAGAAAGGCAUUGAUAAAGUUAGGUACCUAUUGAGAACUUUAUCCACGGCUCCCUCAUCAGCAUCAUCAAGGUAUAAGGUUUUUGUGAUUGAUGAGUGUCACUUAUUGCCUUCUAAGACAUGGUUGGCAUUUCUUAAAUAUUUGGAAGAACCACCGCAGCGAGUUGUCUUUAUAUUCAUUACAACUGAUUUGGAUAAUGUUCCUCGUACUAUACAAUCCCGGUGUCAGAAAUAUCUCUUCAACAAAAUCAAGGAUAGUGAGAUUGUGGCCAGGUUGAGGAAAAUUGCUGUUGAAGAGAACUUAGAUGUUGAACCAGAUGCAUUAGAUUUGAUUGCUUUGAAUGCAGAUGGUUCACUUCGAGAUGCAGAAACUAUGUUGGACCAGUUGAGUUUGCUGGGUAAAAGAAUUUCAACAUCUCUUGUGAAUGAACUUGUGGGAGUUGUUUCCGAUGACAAGUUACUAGAACUUUUGGAGUUAGCAAUGUCAUCGGACACUGCAGAAACAGUGAAAAGGGCGAGAGAUUUGAUGGACUCUGGGGUUGAUCCCAUGGUUUUGAUGUCUCAAUUGGCCAGCUUAAUUAUGGAUAUCAUUGCUGGAACGAACAGUACUAAUGAUGCCAAACAUGACUCCUCAUAUGGCGCUCAGAACUUGACUGAAGCAGAAUUGGAGAGAUUAAAACAUGCUUUGAAGAUUCUUUCGGAGGCUGAAAAACAGCUUAGGGUUUCAAGUGAGCGCUCAACAUGGUUUACAGCAACUCUAUUGCAACUUGGUUCAGUGCCUUCUCCAGACCUUAGUCACUCAUGCAGCAGGAGGCAUAGCUGCAAGACAACCGAGGAUGGUUCUUCAAGUGCUUCAACUUCAAGAGAAGCUGCCACUUACAAACAAAAGUUAGAUGGUCACUACAUGCUUCAAAAAUCAACUCAGCAUACUUUUGCACACAGAGCACCGAAUGACAAUUCCAAUCAUCAGGGAGAUUUGUUAUCAAGAAAGAAUGGGUUUGGUGUGAAUACCAAGCCCUCACAUGAUCAGUUUGUGGAUAGUGGUGCUUCAACUCCCUCGUGUGGAAAUGUUAUGGCUGGAAAUAUGGGCCUUAGAUGUGUAAACUCUGAGAAGUUAAAUGAUGUCUGGGCACAGUGUAUUGUUAAGUGUCAUUCAAAGACACUGAGGCAGCUACUACAUUCUCAUGGAAAGCUAGUGUCUAUAUCUGAAGCUGAAGCUGAAGGUGUUCUGGUUGCUUAUGUUGCAUUUGAAGAUGGAAGUAUUAAGUCUAGAGCAGAAAGAUUUGUGAGCAGUAUCACAAAUUCAAUGGAAAUAGUUCUCAGACGCAACAUAGAGGUUAGAAUUGUCCACUUGCCAGGUGGGGAGGCUUCUCUAAAUGGUCCUAGUCCAGUUCACUUGCUGGAAGGUCUAAAGCAGGCAACAACUAUUGCAGAACUUGUCAGGGAAAGGAAAAGAGUUGGUUCAAAUGCCACGGAUGGUUAUUCCAAUUGUUCUCUUUUUCUGGAUGGGACACACAAGUCAACCUCUGAUUCAUCAGACUUGAUCGCUGAUGGCAAUGCUCAAACAAGUGAUACAAGAGAGAGCAGACAGGAGAUCCCAAUGCAGAGAAUAGAAUCUAUCAUUCGCGAGCAAAGGUUAGAAACUGCGUGGCUACAAGUUGCAGAGAAAGGCACCCCCGGUUCGUUGAGUCAUUUGAAACCUGAAAAGAAUCAGGUCCUGCCUCAGGAUGGCAUAUAUUACGAAGAUCAGAUGGAAUCAAUGAAUUCAAUGGGAUUAUCCUCUCAGCAAUGGGAUGAUGGAUUAAAUCAUGACGUAAAAAUUUUGAACGCUAACAGUGGGAAGGUGGUUCAGCAGGAGCAAAUUGGUAAAAGGGCUGAUCGUUAUCCUAUGUCACCGAGUUCACUACAUGAGAAGGGCAAGUCCGACAAAGAUAACCUGGGCGAUGAAUCAGGGUCAGCUAGAGGAGGUUGCAGCGGAUUUUUUCCUUGUUAUAACACCAGGCGUCGUAAAAGAGGGAAGGUAAAAGGGACCCCUAUUCAACCACGGAAAGGUAGACGGUUUUCAUUGUUUAGUGUGUGUGGGAAGUCAAGGAAAACAGCAGAGAAGACAAGAUAAUGGGAGGAGUUUUGGCUAUACUGUUUCACUUGGUUACACAUUUUCCUGUAUUUAUGUCCCCAUUUGAUCCAUUCUUCAAAGAUUCAGUGAUAGGGUGAUAGGGUGCUGCAGAGAAUGUAAAGGUGUCUCUUUUGAACUGGUUAAUCUGUGUCCAUCCAAUUUUUAUUUAAUCAAUACAAAUAAAUUGGUAAAAUCUUGAAUGGAUUCAAGUUGCUCCUAUUCUCUUUGGAA